Molecule: messenger RNA, 11544 nt
Organism: Armigeres subalbatus
Lineage: Eukaryota; Metazoa; Arthropoda; Insecta; Diptera; Culicidae
Gene: pHCl-1
Product: glutamate-gated chloride channel
Exons: 19
Coding region: 1323-4208 (961 amino acids)
Biological process (GO): chloride transmembrane transport; regulation of membrane potential; chemical synaptic transmission
Cellular component (GO): neuron projection; synapse; plasma membrane
Molecular function (GO): excitatory extracellular ligand-gated monoatomic ion channel activity; chloride channel activity; transmembrane signaling receptor activity
Source: RefSeq, a predicted model, not a curated record
ACAUUUCACUUCACUAGUGGUCCGUGCAUCGACCCGGGGUGUGCGGUGGGUCCGUUUUUUUCCUUGGCAUAUUCUCCUGUGUGCGGAUAGGUAUUUUAUUUUCCUCGAGGAGCAGGACGGUGGCACUUAGAGUGCAGCAGAGGUGCAUUCGGGAAGACUACCUACAAAGGAAGUGUGUUGGCUGCUUGAAUGUGAGUGCAGAAGCAUGGCCCUAGCAGGUCAAAUUUGGUGAUCCCAUUUGGUGCCAUUUGAAAGUGAGAAUUUGCUGUAACUUUGUGGAGUUUUGGGAGAGCCCGAAGCUCGAAGUGAAUGUCCUGAGUGACGAAAAACGCAGGUUGAGAAACAACGUUAGAGUGCAUGAGUGGCGACGAAAUCGGUUACGUGUGCGAAGAAAAUUUGAAAACCUGACGAAAUUUCAUCCCUACUUGGAUUUUUCACGGCGCUGAAUACGGUUGGAAUUUGAUGAACGGUGACGAAGAAGGAGAUAAGUUUCUGGCGUAAAAUUUCCGGAAAAUAUCUUCUAGAAGCUGCUGCAAUUGUCACUUGUAGUAGUGGUGAGUUAUGUGUUAGUGGUGGCAAACUAAUGGUACAAGUGAAAAGUUUCGAAUUCUUUCAACUAGAGAAUUUUCAGCAGCGAAGAAGAAAGGGUGUAAAAGUGGAAACGGUCGUUGUCCUUUUAUUGGCGUUGGGAAAUUUCAAAUUAAAGAAGGAUCAUCAAAACGCUUAGCGUUGACAAGAGGAAACAGAAGACAAAAAGGGGAAAUAAAAUUUACAGUUGAAUUGGACGUUGUUGAAAAAGUAGAAAAAAAAUCAACACUUGCCGACGGGGACGUAUGAAGGAGGUGAUGAAGCUUGCAAAAAUUUGGUGUAAUAAAGUGUCGUAAAAAAGGCACGCCACACGACGACGCAAGGGACGGCGGAGUAUCACAGCUCGAGAUCUCACCUAGACAUCAUUUCCUGUGGCAAACCAACGAAACCGACGAAGGCAACUAGAACGGCAAAUUAUAUAUAAUUUCUGUUGUAAUUUCUCGCGUGGCUCUCGACGGAAGUGAAGAUUUCUGGUGUACAGAGUGGUUGGUGAUUUACGGACAGAGGAGGGAAAAAAAGUGGAACACGGCGACAGCAAUAGCAGAAGCACCAUCGACAUUGCCAGGUAUCAUCAUCCAACAUCAGAGCUGCGACAUCAUUAACGGGCGCUGGCAAAAGAUCUGCUGAGUGCGGCAUUGAAAGCAAGACGACGGUGAGCCGAAUAUUUCGUGAGACUCUGACAUUUCACCUGGAAUGUUUUGAUCACAGACUUAGUUUGCAAAAGAUGUCAUAAUAUGGGUUUCUCGUGCGAGAAAGCGCAUUAUCGCACGUCACACCCGGAGCCUAGUUGGAUCGAAACAAUCGGCUGUGAUCAUCAGUUAACUGCGCCAGGAUUCAAAUCCACAGGCACUGUCAGCAAUUUCAAAAGGCAUCAAAAGCUCCGCCCGAAAGCCCACAAUCAAAACAAAUCAUCACCGGUGGUAGGCGGACAUCAAAGCGCCGCUAGCAUCCCGCCUGCAUCCGAACCACCGACGGGAGUCAAUUCCGGAAUCAGCCUUCAUUAUCCAUUCAACCUUUUCCAUCCGUUCCACUUAUCCUCGUACCAGUACUCGACGAUUAUUUUAGAUAAACUUUCACAAUUUAUCACUAAGCAUGUAGUUGCGAGAAGUGGCUCCACUUGGAACGCUGUACAACCCUGCGGCUCCAUCGCCUGCACCCCAGACGAACCGCCGCCGCCGCCGCCGCCACCCACUGACAAUGCGCUGGCAAGCGACUAUUCCCAUGAUACCGGAGGCUGCCAAUUUCCAUCAGGGCCUCCCGAAUCGAGUGCAUCGAAAUACCAGCAGCCUUCACUGUCGUCGUUCCCGUCCUCACCCCGCUCAGCGACAUCGAUAGUAGCUAUAUCGAGAGCCUCCAGCACAUCGUCUCCACCACAAACGACGGUGCCGCCACCGCCCCCUCUGGUCGCCCCGUCAUCGCCAUUAUUGUCCUGUGAUCCUUUGGUUGCUCUGGUUGAACCGAUUGGCAGCACAGCUACCACAACCGGUUGCGCCAAAACGUUGCAUUACUCUUCGUCGUUACCGUCGGAACAAGCACCAUCGGCAGCAUCAUUAGCGUCACCGACGUCCCAUGCCUCGCUGCUGCUGACGCCUUCUUCGUCCAGCCUUCGGUUGCCUUCCAGAGGCCCUUCAUCGCAUCAAACCACUACGAUUUCAUCAUCAACGACGACGACGACAACGGCUAGACCUACUUGUAGUCAUUAUCUUGUAAGACACUCACUUUGUUUAUAUGCAGCAUCUAGCGUUAUAUUAGCAUUAUGUUAUCUAACAAUACCAACAGUUGCCUCAGACACACCACAUACUAUAUUCGCCGAAGGAAAGUCGGACAAAGAAAUUUUAGAUCACCUAUUAACAGCCGCACGAUAUGACAAAAGGUUGCUGCCACCAGUUGAUGAUGCGGAUUUCUGCUGCGGUAUGCAAACACCGGAAAUGGCAAAACAUAUUCCCGAUACGCGCGUUCCAGGACGUCCCCAGAAUCGCGGUUCUCUGACUGUGAAUAUUAGUGUACUGUUGUUAAGCUUAGCAUCGCCAGAUGAGUCUAGUUUAAAAUACGAAGUGGAGUUUUUACUCCAGCAGCAGUGGUACGAUCCCCGGUUACGGUAUGCAAAUCAAUCAUCGUAUGAAUAUUUAAAUGCUAUUCAUCACCACGAGGACAUCUGGAUACCGGAUACGUACUUCAUCAUGCACGGCGACUUCAAGGACCCGCUGAUACCGAUGCACUUUGCCCUGCGGAUCUACCGCAACGGCACGAUCAACUAUCUCAUGAGGCGACACCUCAUUCUCUCUUGUCAAGGUAGACUGAACAUUUUUCCAUUCGAUGAUCCGCUGUGUUCAUUCGCGUUAGAAAGUAUAUCAUACGAGCAGUCAGCGAUACGGUAUGUCUGGAAGAACGACGAGGACACUCUUCGAAAGAGCCCUUCGUUGACGACCCUAAAUGCGUACUUGAUCCAGAACCAAACAAUUACCUGCCCCAUUAAAGCCAGCUGGAGAGCCGAAGGACAGGCAUUGUCAGAAGAAGACGAAGAGUUUCUCUGUAACUUGUGCCAAAGGCGAUUUGAGGAGCAAGGAAAUUACAGUUGUCUGAAAGUGGAUUUAAUAUUUACAAGAGAUCGAGCGUUCUAUUUCACGACCGUAUUCAUUCCCGGCAUCAUACUGGUGACGUCAUCGUUCAUCACAUUCUGGCUGGAGUGGAACGCGGUACCGGCCAGAUCAAUGAUAGGCGUCACGACAAUGCUGAAUUUUUUCACCACCUCCAACGGUUUCCGCAGUACGCUUCCGGUAGUGUCGAAUCUGACGGCGAUGAACGUGUGGGACGGCGUGUGCAUGUGCUUCAUCUACGCCUCGCUGCUGGAGUUUGUCUGUGUCAACUACGUCGGCAGGAAGCGACCACUGCACAAUGUUGUAUAUAGGCCUGGAGAGAAUCCAGUAACUCAGCGUCUUCCAGCUGUCCUAAACAGGAUCGGAAUUAUACUCGCGAGCCCCCUGACAUCAAGAAUAUUCUCGGAAACCAUUGAAAACGAAUUCCGCACGGCAAUUGCUGCGGAGAAGUCUGCCACGGCAGCGGCAGCAGCAGCUGCGACGACACCUUUCUCCAUUCCGAGUGCAGCUUCUACCACUGCGUCGGCUGGUGCUGCUUCAACUUCUACCACCGUCACGUCCGCCGGCUCCGGCCGCGAUGGUGCAAAGACUCCGACUUCCGCUUCGACUGCGAGCCCUUCCUCGACGAGACCGGCCAGCAUCCUUGUGGAGGAAGGACUGGGCGGCGAUGGUGAAACGACGACCGCUUCCGUACGAUCCCGCACCCAGCGCCAACCGACUGUUGAAACCAAAAUCAACGAGAGCGGUGUGAUGGAAACGAGCUUCGGUGUGAAGAAACGAGAAUCCGGCGGACCGAAUGAGAUCGUUGCCUGUACCAGCUGCGCGGGUGGAACCAGUCCAUGCACUCACUCGGCAAACAAUGGCUGUGCUACCGAGACAUGUUUCGUACAGGUGCGGAAAAAAGAACCACCCCACCCAAUCCGGGUGGCAAAAACGAUCGACGUUAUCGCAAGGAUCACCUUUCCUUCGGCAUACGCAGUCUUUCUCAUAUUUUUCUUCAUCCAUUACAAGGGAUUCUCCUAGAAUACAAUCAAUAAGCGGUUGCUUCAUGAAAUCUACACAAAUAAUCUGCUGUAACAUCAGCUGGCACACACAGUUGCGAACAGUGCAUGGUGUUUUGAACGCUGGAGUUCAUUUUCUACGGACGGCCUUCGGCUGAGAAUUUCAUCGCCGUAUCUACUGGAGACCAGUUCCCGUGAAUAUCCCGAUUAGAAACAUUUUGAUACAACACACACAUUACACACGCUUCGGAUAAAAUACUCAUAGACGAAAUCAAAUAGACAACGUUACAGCUUCGGUAUAUGCUACAGAAAUAUGCGGUCACCGGUGAAAUAGAUUCGAAUAAGUUUGUAAAAAAUGAUGCCGACUAGUGAAGAAGGAAACAACAAAAACAAAUACUGCCUUUUAGUAAGAAACAUGGAAAAUGAAACUUCAGCAACACUAAAAUCAAAACAUUAUAAAACUCAACAUUUUGAGAAUGCUGUAAUGACAAACAAACAUAGAUAGAGAAUUGUACAAAUAAAAACUUGUACAUAAAAGGGUCAUUUCUCGCGCUAAGUCUAGUUUAAUUCGGUUUUCGAUUAAAAUGAUACAGUAGCACUCGGUAGAAACUGAACGCAACCAGUUACCAUUUGUAAGUUCUACACGAACCUUCUUUUCCAUUGAAAACAAUACAAUGCAAAGCAUAAGAAAGCUCAUUGAAUUAAGCUUAUCGGUGCGAUCGGAUGACCUAAUCGUGUCCUAGACAGCGCGCUCCGCAAAUCGCCCAUCCACCCCACAUUAGAUUCUACGCUAUAGGGUCAUAGGUCGAUUUUUCGCAAGAACGAAUUAUUCAAAUUGAAUGAAAGAAAAAACAAACAAAUUACACGGUUAAACCAAAUACGGAAUAGAACACAAAAAAAAACACACACACACACGCCAUGCCAAUGAUGAGAAUUUUUGCAAUCAAAUAGAGUUUUAGUAGGCGGGUAAGGAAUGAGAGGAAAUAUAGCAAUAUUAUUUGAAUAGAGACUAAACUAAUUAUGAGGCAUAUUUAUAUGAGAUAGGAUAAUUAACAAUUCAAUGAUAAAUAAUAAGAAUAGGGGAACUAAACAUUGACUAGAUAAUGAGGGUGUAUAUUUUUUAUAACAAGGGGCAAAUGCAGACCGAUCGUUGUGGUUUUGUAUUAGUUUUCUCGAAAAAAAAAAGAUCUGAAUGUUUCCAGUCGCAUUGUAGUUUGAAUCGUAAUGGUAAGCUUUCUAUGCCCUCGACAAGUUGCUUUGAAUAGUGAUACUAACAAAUAAUGAUGCCACAGAGUAGGAACAGAGAACAUAGUUGAUAUUGCUUGAGAAAAAAAGCUACUGAUCGUUUGGCAUGCAAUAAACAUAUGUAACAGAGUAUGGAGAGCGUUAUAAAACGCGCUCUGAUUUAAAAGCUACCAUGAUACAUUAUUGAUUAUAGUGCCGUUACAACUAUGUCGUUUCUUCAGUUACGUUACACUAAUGAUAUCCCGUUCCUCUGUUCUAAGCUGGUUACCAAAGCAGCACACAAAAAGCAAUUCUGUCUAAAACCCUAGCAAAUAAAGAAAUUUUCAUUAUAAGCUAUUUAUACAGAUAUUGUAUAACAAGCUUGAAUUUCCGGUAAGCGGUACGACGUCGAUGCGUUGCAAUCUGAAUCGAAUUUAAUGUAAACUCUGCCUAUCACUUUGGAGCAAUCCGUAUAUUGAAUUUUUGAUGAUACUUACUUACUUAUGGAUCCUGUACACCUCCGGUGGUGCAAAGGGCCGACUUGAAAGAUCUCCAUCCUGAGCGUUACCCAGCUAUCGCUUUAACCUGUUGCCAGGGUAGAUUUCGGUCGACUUCUAUUAUUCCUUUAUUGAGGCGUCGCCGCCAUGAGCCUCUGGGUCUGCCUCUGCUGCGAUGUCCCGCUGGGUUCCAGUCUAAUGCUUGUCUGCAGAUUUCGUUUCCACCCCUACGUAGAGUGUGGCCGACCCAGCCUCACUUCCGGUCCCGAAUUUCUGUUGCUAUCGGCCUCUGGUGACAACGACGAUGGAGCUCGUUGUUUGAGAUCCAGUUGUGAGGCAACCAGGCCCGAAUUAUAUACCGCAGGAAUCUGUUAAUGAACACCUGCAGCCGUUGAGUGUUCUCCACUGAUACACACCAUGUUUCGCUAGCGUAUAACAGCACAGAUUUCACGUUAGAGUUGAAAAUUCGUAUUUUGGUGCGUUCACUUAUCUGCCUGUUUUUCCAGAUAUUUCUUAAACUAGCAAAGGCAGCCCUUGCUUUCUUGAUCCGUGCGAAUAAGUCGAUCUUAGUACCGCCGUCUGACGUCAUUUGGCUACCAAGAUAUUGGAAGCUUUCAACAUUCUCCACUGGUUGCCCGGCUACUGUGAAACUGGAAGGAGUCACCGUGUUUACAUCCAACGAUUUGGUUUUGUUGACGUUGAUGACUAAACCUGCCGAGGAUGAUAGGUAUUUAUAAAAGAGAUUAUAAACUACAGAAAAAGAUUGUGCUUCGGUUCCUUUCAUUCUGCUGUUCAGGGUUUGCAGAAAUUGCUCUCAAUAGAUAACGAACAACGAUUAAAGAGAGCCAAAAACCUCUCCGAAUCAUAACAAGCCAUGGAAACAAAACUAUCACACUUGUUUGGAAAAAUAAAAAUUAUUCGGAUAGGCGUCUCCAACCGAGGGGGGUAUGUAGGGGACCAUAUUUUUUUCGCACAGCUGUGUAAAACAAGUUGAAAUGAUGUACAUCAGAACCGGUGCCCCCGCAAUUGGAGCUUAUUAACAGAAAUUUAUCAUGGGUUGGAGCCCCCCGAAUCAGUUCUUUAUCGCUACCGAAAAUUGUCUCUCACGGCAUGCUACCUAUCAAGAGUGUAUACAGACAUGAUAAGUGAGAGAUUUUCUAAUUCUCCUUUGGAUUCAAACCCUGCAGCUGUCCUAUAUACGGGGGAAAGGUCGAUUAUUCGAAACUUAUUCGGCCGAAAGCCGUUUGGCCGAAUACUACUAAGCCGAAAAAAAAACAUAAUGCCGAAACCCAUCUGGCCGAAAUGGCCAUUUGGCCGAAUGAGUCGUUCGGAUGAAUGCAGUGAGAAGAGGGAAAUAAGAAAUUAGAAAUGAGACGUCUCACUUCUCACUCGUCAUUUCUCACUACUUAUUUCUCACUUCACACUUCUAACUUUUUGCAGUGAGAAGUUAAAAAUAAUGACUCACUUCCCACUCGUCAUUUCUUACUUCUCAUUUCUCAUAUCUCAUUUCGUACUUCUCCGUCACUGAGAAGUUAGAAGUGAGAGGCCUCACUCUCGCUCCUCAUUUCUGAUUUCGCAUUUUUUUUUUCUCACUAUUCACAUCAGUGCUUAUUGCCAAACGGCCAUUAAGGCCAAUUGACGUUUUCGGCCAAAUGACCCAAAUGACUUUCUGCUAAACGAUCGUUUCAGACACACGGCAUUUUCGGUCAAAUGACCUCUUCGGCCAAAUGACCUAUGCGGCCAAAUAACCUGUUUGGCUAAAUGACCUAUUCGGUUUAAAUUCAUCACGAGUUGGCAGUUUUAGGAGAACAUGAGGCUAGGGGCCUUCUUAGCCUUGCAGUAAAAUGCGCGUCUACAAUGCAAGACCAUGCUGAAGGUGGCUGGGUUCGAUUUCCAGUCCUGUUUAGGAAUUUUUUGGGUUGGAAAUUAUCUCAACUACAUAUGGCAUAAAUGUAUCACCGUAUUAGCAUCAUGAUAUACAAAUGCAAAAGUGGUAACUUGGCUUAAAAACCUCGCUGUUAACGACUGUGGAAGUGCUUAAUGAACACUAAGCUGCGAGCCAGCAAUGUGCCAGUGGGGGAUGUAAUACCAAUAAGAAGAAGAAGGAGAACAUGAUUUUUUUUUUAAUUUAUGAAGACUGUAUUGCGAAUGGUCAUAUUCUUAGCAACGACGAAAACAAUUUUUCGUUGAGCGUUCUUACUGAUCAGUCCGUGGACGUUGAACUACCGAAUAGUUACGCCAUGAACUGCCGUAAUCAGAAAAAGUGACGUAUUAACCAUUUUCCAAAAAUGGUGUUACCGAAUAGUACCUACUCAUAAAACUCUUUAACAUAAAAAUGAAAAACAUGCAUGUUGUAAAAUGGCGCAUACGUCACUUCUUCAGAUUACGGCAGUGAAGGCCAAUCAACUUCUUACCGAAGUGCAUAUCAUGCCAAAUUCGAACUAUCUUAAAGCGAAUUGCUUGUUCAACCGAUAGUAUUGAUGAUCAAUUGCUUUCAAUUUGAAUUUGCACUAAAACUUUUUGUUGUUAUGCUUUUCGAACGCUCUCAAAGAUAGAACAUCUGUGAUUUUUUUAAAGGCUCUUAAAGAUAAAUGAGCAUUUUUCUCUAUACCUAUUUUUAUUUGGUAGGCACUCUGUGUUUCAUAACCGCUACUGUGCCAUGAUCUUUUAUGGUAUUCUGCUGUACAGAACCACGUAGCCAACAUUGGAAAUUCCGCACUGACAGUCAUAAGGAUAAUCACGAGGAGGAAAGAGAGAGGCGCGUUCCAAGGUGUUAGUUUUAUAAACGGCAAGAAGAUGAAAAGAGACUGCAUCUACACUACGAAAACACAACCAAAACAUCUAGCUUUAGAUGUCCAUAAUUCGUUAGUAUUGACGUUACCAGUCCAUCUCAUCGUGAGUCUAUUGUGUCCAUUUGUCCAUAUGAUUAGUCCAAAGAUCAUUAGUUUGUUCAGUUGCCAUUUAUCCAGAUACGUUGAAGGAAUGCCUUUGAGAAGAACAGUUGUGUCGGUACGCCACCGUACGGACUGCGCUUUCGGCGACUGACGAUAAGAGGGAAUUGAACCCAUGACCAUUCGCUUUCAAAGCAAACGUGUAGCCACGGUACAGGACCUCCCGGGGCAAAACUUAUCCACAGAUAACAAUUUUUAAAAAAGUAUCAAAUUAGAUUUCCCUAAAGAUAUGAUUUUUAGGGUGCAAAUAAUUCAUAAAUUCGUUUACUGCCUUUUUUCAUAAUCUAUCGUUAUUUUUUCGAGAUUCGGAUAUUUUAUGACUUAUCAGUCUUUUUUUUGGCAAAGUUUUGAAAACUUAAAGAUACUGUGGGGCAAAAGGGUAAAUGAAAUCGUAUAGUUCAUGUUCAUCAAGUCAUAAAAGUUGAAUAUAAUAUUGAAAUUGAUCAUAUUUAUGACAGUUGUCUCUCUGUUGUGGACUUGAAAAAUUUGGUGCUUCAUCAAUCAAGUACGUUUUUUCACUUACACCAUUUACCCACCCACCCCACCGUACCUUACCGUCAAAUGGAGUAACUUGCAACACUUUGAAUUGAUCCCAUUCAAAUGCAUUUUUCACUAUCCGCUAUUUUUUUUCGAUUUGGACAUCAAGGCUAUCAAACUUUAAUAUGUGAUAGCAAGCUAUAAUUUUCAUGCCUAAAAAGUUUUUAGUUAAUUUCUUAGCUUUAGCUUUGACUGACUACACAUAUCUAUGGUUGCUACUCCGUGAUUGUCCAGAAUCAGUGAAAUUGCACAAAGAAUCAACUGAAUGAUUGACUGGGAUUGUUCAAGCAUUCUCAGUGUGCAAGUUUCAGUGACUCUAAUAUUCAAAUGAUCAAUAACGGCGCCGGCCACGUCCUUGUAGUCAGUUAGGAAGAGGGAUGGAAUAUUAGUAGGUGGUUUUUGCUAUUUGAAGACCGUGUAUACCUCUGCGUCUCCACAAAAACCACAAGAAGGAUUAUCAGUUAGUUGGUAAGCAUCGUUGGAUCUGGAUUCACUCUAAUAAGCAAUACGACCGUGCCAUUCUUUAUACACGGUGAUUUUACCUAACCAUGAUUCGGCCGCAAAGCAGAACAAACUAACAACCUGCACACCGAGCAAGAACACGAUCAAACGCAUAUCUAUUGAUUUACUUCCCGACCGCACAAACUACAACGAUACCAGAUCAUUCGACGUGUCUAUGAACCGAGCAUGGACAAUAGUCAAUAUGCAUGCCCGAUGGCAUAUGCAAACUGUUAAGGAUCGAGUUUUUGACGACCGAACCGACGUGCAGUAUUCUGUACUUACUUGACCGGAUCAAAGCGCAAUACAAGCGCAUUAUCCGCCGAAUAUCAAAAAGAUAUUUCUUUCUCCGGCCCGCGACGAAUAACACACGCACUGUACUUACUUUCCCGAUGGCUAUUGCAAGCUAUAGAAGAUCGCACUUGUCUUAACCGGAUCGAAGCGCAAUACAAGCGCAUUAUCCGCCGAAUAUCAAAAAUAUAUUUUUGACGACGAAUAACACACGCACUGUACUUACUUUCCCGAUGGCUCUAAAAAGUUUUUAGUUAACUUCUGCAUAAAAAUUAAGGUUGAACACCGUGCCCUGCCCUAAUCAGACGGGUAGUAUUCAAAGCCCAGGGGCCUGUAGCAUAAUCGAUUUUUUUUUAAUUUACUGUGAGACGAGCUCGGUGGUCUAGGGGCUACCGCUUCUGCCUUAUAAGUAGGAGGUCGUGGGUUCAAUUCCUGGCUCAUCCCUUUCCUACUUUGUAUUUCUAUCUUAGUUCUUUCUGUAUUUCACGUUAUACCAGAACGAUUCCUACUGUUAUAACCUUCCACGCAAUCCCAAAAGCUCCCGUGGUACCUAUGAGAGGUCGUAGAGUUCUCUGCAUCUUUCUUAAGUAGGUGUCCAACAAACCAUCCUUCCCCUUCCUCAGCAUUCGCAAGGACGUGGCCAGGACAGAUCUCGACUAUUUGAGAGUGCAUUGCUUCCAUCUAAGAGAUGCUGAUUAGUCCCAAAUCAAUAUCAGUGGUAACGGAUGAAAGCGAUGCUACUCUCAUACAAUAGUUUUGGCUUGUACCACCUACGAAUUUGUGCGAACUGCUAAAUGCUAAUGCUAAUGCUCAAGUAGUUUUUUAAUUUACUGUUUCAGUAAAUUAUUUCAUUUACUGUUUCAGAGUUUUAUAACUUUAGUUUACCUAAAGUUGACUUUAUUCAACUCAAAUGUGAGUUGUUGUACUGAACAAUCUCCAAUCCAUGCAUCUUGUCCUAUUUUUGACAACAAUCGUGGAAAAGAAAGGAAAAACUACUUAAAUUUUUAAUAAAAUUUGAUGCGAUGUUAUCAUCAGUAAGUAUUUUGAACUUAAAUUUUGAAAUGAUUUAUCUUUCAAGAAAUCGCCUAAAUUUCAUAAUAAUUUCAACAAUUUCAAUUAUUGGACUAAAACAAAAUCCAAACCCGCAAAACACAAAAUUGAAACCCGCUUCAAGAACACGCGUCAAACGAACCUGGCGAAAUUAGAUUUUUAAUGGAAGAUACGUUCGAGUAAAGUACAAAUCGCCCAAAUUAAAAACCCAUGUCAAUCACAAAAUCCACCUAUUAAAACCACGUAAAAAAUCACUCCAGUGUGCAUUACUUUUUCUUCGUAAAAAAUGCCAAUACCACGAUACCGGAUU